GCACUGGUGUUACAUACUAAUUUCAUGCAUCUGUGUGUCUGCGACAAUGUUCCUCACGCCCACAAAUACAGGCUUCUGAAAUAUACGGGAACAAAUGUCAGGAAACAAAACGAUUCAACAAAGGAUUUGAGUCACAUCGAAAACAGCUAACUAAGCUCUAGUGAAGGCCAGUCCAGAUGGCUUUCAUGUCCAGACUGUCUCGGUCGAGGAGUAAUUCCAGGUCUCCCAGCAGAAGGGACUCAGAGAAGGGCUGUCCUGUACUAACUGUUGCUGAACUCGAGCGUCUGCUGUACACUGGAAAAACAGCCUGUAAUCACACAGAUGAAGUGUGGCCAAGACUCUACAUAGGUGACCAAGAAAUCGCCUCUAACCGCAAAGAACUUGUAAAGCUCAGGAUCACGCACAUCCUGAACUGUGCACAGAGCAAAUGGAGAGGAGGUGCAGAGAAUUACAUUGGCAUGAACAUCACGUAUCAUGGCAUUGAAGCACACGACUCGCCCUCCUUUGACAUGAGUGUCAACUUCUACCCAGCAGCCGAGUUCAUUCACAGAGCACUCAGCACAGGAGGAACGGUGCUUGUGCACUGUGCUGUUGGUGUGAGCCGAUCUGCCACACUUGUGCUGGCCUACCUCAUGAUCCGCCAGAAAAUGACUUUAGUGGAGGCCAUCAAGACUGUGAAGGAUCACAGAGGCGUGACUCCAAACCGUGGUUUCCUACGGCAGCUUAGCGGUCUGGACAGCGUACUGCGUGCCAGCCGCAAUGCAACAUAAAGCCACCGGUAGCGCUAGAAGAACUUUUCUCCAACCUUCCUGGAAGGGGUGGGGCCAGAAGGGUGGCACGGGGUGGCAGCUGCCACCCCAACUCGGACCCCACUCACAUCCUGGAGACGGUGCACAGCGGCUUAACCUGUCCGUGUCGCGCAUGGUCCAUAACAACAUUCCGCAACCCCCUCCUCAUGCCCCGCUCUGACAGGACACAACGUCUCUCGUUGUUCCUAGUCAACCCCACCUCACCCCCCCAGUCGGAUGGAACUCAUAUGUAUACAACACAGCACACCCAACCCAAAAAAAUCCUGGACACGUCCCUGCUUCCUGGUCCAGGCCUUGACCUAAUGCGUGUCAAAUGCUGGUAAAUGAAAGGAGUGUAUCUUCACAUACAGUGUUCUCCUAUAGUCAGUAGAAAUGCCUUAUUACAUCAGGACCUCUAGAAAUGUGCAUAAUGCCUUAUUCACAUCUGUUCACGUGACCACUUAAAUGUUACUGUAGAUUUUUUUGACAAUGUUGCUCUGAGUUGACCACCACAAAGAAGUACAUUUUGUUGAACAGAACAGGAGUACUUUUAAGAAGGGUAAUUUGGAGAAGUGAUCUCAUUAUUAAAGCCAGGUGUGGCAAUAGCAUGGUACAAUGAUUGUAUCAGAUGAUACCAUGGUUCUGCAAUUCAUGUACCAUGGUAUUUACACAGUACUCUAUGGUAGUACCACAGAAUUUUUUGGUACUUUUUUGUAAGUGUCAGUAGAUGACUAGGGUUUGAUAGGGAUUUUAAAAAAUAACAAACAUUGGAAACAAGUAAUGGAAUAAAAUAUUAUGUUAUUAGCACAUAAAGACCUAUUCACACCAAGCCAGAAUGUUCAGUGCUUUUGAAUGGGAACAAUGGACUCCUAUGGUGCUAUUCACAUCGGGUCUGUCAAAUCGUCUGCCAACAAUUUAAAGGAUUUUUAAUUUUUAUUUUGUGAAGAGCAGUCCAUUUGUUUUUUUCUUUGGACUGCAAAGAAAACCGACUGACCAAUGAGAUAAGUGCUUUAAGUCACGUGUCCCGACCUGCUGCAGCUACAAAAUCCAACGUGUUGGUGGCGCCCACACACUAAAAGUUACUUAACAAACCAGCAUUAAACACCUAAAGAACAACUGCCAUUGAAGAUGGACGUGGAGCUGCUGCUGUUGUUCAUGCUGAUGUUGAUGAACUCCAUUUAGUUUUCUUUGUAAAAUGGUUCGCUAAAAUAUUUGCUCGUCUUUUCUGGCAAACUCAUAAGUAGUGUUUUGGCUUUUUUCUUCUCUGCCUCUUCUGUGAUAGAAUGCUGUCGCAUCACCUAGUGUACUGUAAUAAAAUUGCUUUUCAUUAAGCAUCACCUAUUGUUCGGGAGGGAAUUUCCAUUUUAUAUAGUCAGAGAAAAAAUUUGUCUCAGUCCUGGUGUGAAUAGGCCUUUCGUCGGUAGUUUGUCGCUCAAAUUUGUCUCCGAUUUGGUGUAAAAGGAAUAGUUCACCCGCUUUCUUUCUUCUGCAGAACACAA
Messenger RNA from Myxocyprinus asiaticus (Chinese sucker), 2287 nucleotides. Its product is annotated as dual specificity protein phosphatase 26-like. Bases 177 to 770 code for a protein of 197 amino acids. Gene Ontology annotation, biological process: negative regulation of MAPK cascade; protein dephosphorylation. The record is from RefSeq and is a predicted model, not a curated record. Lineage: Eukaryota; Metazoa; Chordata; Actinopteri; Cypriniformes; Catostomidae. Gene Ontology annotation, molecular function: protein tyrosine/serine/threonine phosphatase activity; MAP kinase phosphatase activity. The transcript is spliced from 4 exons. Gene Ontology annotation, cellular component: cytoplasm.